Molecule: messenger RNA, 324 nt
Organism: Striga asiatica
Lineage: Eukaryota; Viridiplantae; Streptophyta; Magnoliopsida; Lamiales; Orobanchaceae
Source: the annotation of a GenBank genome assembly
AUGGAAGUGAAUCUAGUUUGUGGGAAUUUGAUGAUCUAUAAACCGCCCCAAACAAGCGAUCGGCUCAUCUUUGAGCAUGAUGAAUCACUUUGUGCCGACUUGUUGCCAAUCUACUUGGAGAUCUUAUAUAAGAAUGGAAAACUUGAGCAUUUUCUGCAACAGUGUUUGAGAUCUACUUCCACACACACCCGAGCAAACCGAAAAGCUCAAUCUCUUGCGAGUCUCGCAAAGAAAGAAAAGGCUUUCUCCCUUUUUCCCAAGUUCCUUAGCUAUAGGUCGAUCAGCCCGAAACCAUACUAUAUCGAAUCAGUGGAUUCCGAAUAG